Thrips palmi is the source of this 2659-nucleotide messenger RNA. RefSeq lists its product as uncharacterized. Gene Ontology annotation, molecular function: protein binding. Lineage: Eukaryota; Metazoa; Arthropoda; Insecta; Thysanoptera; Thripidae. The coding region runs from base 1 to 1638 and encodes 545 amino acids. The record is from RefSeq and is a predicted model, not a curated record. The transcript is spliced from 4 exons.
AUGGCCACGUUUGAAAACAACGUCAAUGCUAUUGUUGGAUCUCUUCUAGGUUCAGUGAAGGACAAUUUUGCUUCGAACGCGCUUUUUCAGGGAAGCGAGCGUUUUGGGGAGGUGCGCGAAUUUGAACCAGCAUUUCAGACAGAACUCGGACAUUCUCACAAAUUGGACACAGGUGAAGUUAGCGUGUUUCGUGUUCUUUUUUUCCCCAGGUCCGACGACACAGCGUCCCUCAGUGCACCGGAAGAUCUUUCUGUGCCGCCUGGAAGUGUGGGGCGUCGACAACGUUAUCGCCAUGGCACGCUGCGCCGUCGCCGACCUCAGGGUGACCUGCAAGUGGAACGACCGCAUGCCAGCGAUGAAAAUUGGUUUGCUGGUUUGCGUGGAGGAGCACUUGAAGUGCAGCUUGAAGGCUUGGGCCGAAAACGCUCAGCAGCCGCCGGAGACACUGGAGCGGCACAUGGCAGCCGUGGACCGGUCCGCAAAGUUUCGCGAGUCGCUGGAGGGCCGGUGUGGGGAGCCGGAGGCAAAGAGGGGUGCCCUGGUCGUAGCAAAAGAGCGUCCGCAGCACGCGCAAGAAGAGGUCAUGACCGUUUGAGAGAAGACCAACCAGGACGCGAUUCAGGCGGCGCCGCAGAAAUCAACGACCUGCCUGAUGAGGCUCUCCUUCACAUCUUCUACCAAAUCGACGAUGCAGUCAUUCUGGGGAAGGUCCUCCCCGCCGUUUGUCAGCGGUGGAGGAAACUGGCGUACAAAGCCGAAGAGUGGCGACUCAUUUCGGGAUACGUGAAGACCUUCACGACCUUUCCACCUGAUUGUGUGCCUCUCCACCAUAACUUGUACAUCAAUUUUUUCCUCUGGCCCACUGAACGACGAAUCAUCCCCGACCCCCGCGUUGUCCGUGACUUGGCUCGACUUCUUGCUUAUGAAGAUCUCUCAAUAAUUGAGGACGGUGUGCCACGAUCCCUGCGCCAGGGGUACCUUGAAUCGGUGUGGCGAAGCCGAACCCACCUGAAACGACUGGCCUUGGUAUUGGACAAUACGACAAAGACUGACGCGGGCCAUAAUUCUGUGUAUGUGCUUUCUCGAAUGGCGUGUCUUGAGGAACUGAUAGUUUACCUGGAAGAUGAUUUCAUUUACGAAAGGGGUCGACUGAAGCAAUGUUUUCCCAAUCUAAAGGCGAUCGAGGUGGUCGAGAUGGAGACCAGUCCCAGCAAGCAUGAUUUGAUCAAAGACCUAUUGGUGGAAAGCCUUGUCAGUGUUGAAUUUCAGCCAUGCUUCCCACCGAGACCAGACCUACUAAAGGCACUGGCACAGUGCAAGAAACUGGAGCGCCUGGUCGUUCACUGGGACUAUGCCCUUGUCUUUCUGUGUCUGCCUGAGCUCAAGAACGUUCACAUUCAUUGGCCCUGUGACGAUCCACUUCGGACGCACCAAAUUGAGCAGGCCUUUGUCUCGGUGUACACGUCGACGCUCGAAAUCAUGCAUGUAACAGUGACAUGUGAAAACUGUGAUGGGUUGACAAACGACGUAAGUAAGGCGUGUGAGAAAGGAGCGAGGGCCGUGGAAGCAAUGGGAUUCAAGGGAAGGGUAACAUACCUAGUUCGAAGCGAUGACCGGAACAAAGCGUUUGCAGGAUGAAAAUCCUGCUGGGAGACACGCAGCCUGCAAAUAACACUACCCAGGAAAGGCUCUUCCAACGUGUUUUUUUUCUUUAAAGUAGCCGAUUUCUUCCCGCAGCGUGUCUGCAAGCAUGUUAUAAAAUGCGCGUUAUUCUCUGCAUGUCCAUAACUGACGGUUUUAUUAUUGGCACUUUCUCUGCACGCCGGCUGAGAGAUAGAGUUUCUGGUAUCCCAUCAGAGUGUGUCGUCCUCGGCCAGUGACUGCGUGCCUGUGUGCCACUUUUAUUUCAAGCCCCAGUUUGUAGUUUUGAGAAUUUUUUAAAGGUGCGUGUUCAUAGUACUUCGGCACGCUAGAGACACAGCGCGUUUAGAAAAACGAUCACUGCCGUGUCCUAGCAUGCGGGAGAUUAACGUUAAUGGAACUUUGCCCUUCACUCAUGCUUUUACGAAAAAAAAAUCAGCAAGUUUCGAACUUGGGUCAGAAAAAUUGACAUGCAGGCAGGCACGCAGCCACUGGCCGAGGACGACGCACAUUGAUGGGAUCGAGGAAACUCUAUCUCUCAGCCGGCGUGCAAAGCCCUAGGAAAUCACCCUUAUUUGCAGGCCCUGCACAAGUAGGGAAGGACAGGCCCUUUUAAAAAUUCUAAUUGGGACAUUAACUUUAACGUUCAAUUGAUGUGAUUUGUGUAAUUUCUUUUAGAUUUAAGGGGAGACAUCAAACCAAAAUGAUCAAAAAUUGCAAUUUUUUUUAAUUGGUUUAAAUUAAAGACCAUUCUUUUCUGCGUCAAAUGGUGGAAACCGCAUUCCGAAAUUCAAAAAAAUUUCAGUUUGAGGAGGUUGUGGGCCGCAAACAUGCAUAGGGGAAAAGCCCAGUUUCCCCAACUUUGAUCGCGUUUUUCUCGGAACAUGAAUUUGCAAACGGUUGCAGGCCUCUGGGGCGCAGUUUUAGAGCACAGCGGUGAGAUUUAGCAUGGAAGCUCCCACGACAUGCCGCUAUGGUGGGUAGCAAAAAAAUUGGCAUCGGUCAAUCUUUUUUUUUU